AUGUCAGGGUCCAGAGGGCCUCAUCCAAUCCACAAGGGUCAAGAUAAGCGAUGGCCCCAGCUGGCCCUCGGAUCUCCGGCCGUGUCUCCACCCGACAGCCUCAAGCGCUCCCGGCUUACGGUCGUUGACUCCGGGCCAUCAACCCAGAGUAUUGCCACGGCCUUUGGUCCAAAGGUGACAGUGAAAAUGAAACAUGCACCUGCUCAAGGAGGAUCUCGUAGCUGUCAUCUUAAACCCUGA
Messenger RNA from Penicillium lagena, 240 nucleotides. RefSeq lists its product as uncharacterized. NCBI's taxonomy places the organism in Eukaryota, Fungi, Ascomycota, Eurotiomycetes, Eurotiales, Aspergillaceae. The transcript has a single exon. The coding region runs from base 1 to 240 and encodes 79 amino acids. The record is from RefSeq and is a predicted model, not a curated record.